UCAAUCAAAGUGUUGUUGUUGUGAGCGCUCCUUUUUGGUGCAUUGCGAGUGCGUGGCCGCCACGGCUAGUGGAGUCUCCUCUUUGUCGCCGUGUUGGUGUGUCGGUGUGUAUGUGCAGUGCGCGUGUGUGUUGUGCUCCUAAGGAAUAUGCAAAGCAAAGGAGUGUAAAGUGAAUCAACUAGAUUACAUUAUUUUUUCCUUUGCCUGGCUAUUAACAAAAUCACACAAUCGCAAACAUGUCGGAAAUAUCACCGGAAUCCGACCUGUUGCAUCAAAGAACUCAAUCGUUGCUUAUGGCCAGCUCCAUGUUGAUGGUGGACACGGGCUGUGUGGGUGUGAGUGUGGGUGGUGCAACAGCCACAGGACAGCAAGCCACAACUGGCGGAGGAUCAGUUUGUCUCAAUGUCGAGGACCUGCUGAGAGAGAAUAAUGCCCUGCAUUCAAAGAUUAAGGAGUUGAGCAUGGAACGUGAUCGCUUGCUAUGUGAAGUUUCCAAUUUGCGUUUGGAACUGGAUAUGUCGGAGCUGAAACGUCUGCCCUUGGAAUUGGAUGGCUAUGAAGGUUUUCCCCAAAAGAGCAUCGAACGCAGUGGAUCCACUCAGUAUGAUUUAGCCGGAGCGCCACCACCGGGUGGUUCGAACACAUCCACCGAUAGUGGGAGUGUUGGCGGCGGUUAUGUCUAUUUGCAGAAUCAUUAUGCACCCGGUGCCCAUAAUGCCGGGGCCGCCAUUAACUAUCCUGCACAACAGCAUCCACAGAUGAUCUAUCAGAUCCAGCAGUAUCCCACGUGCCAUCAGCAACAGCAGCAACAACACUUGCAUCAGACGUAUAUGCAGGUGACAGCAUCAGCAGCAGCGGCGACGGCAACACCGUCACAAGCUGGUGGCCACUAUGCCCAUCAUCAACAUAUGCUCCAUGGUCAUGGUCAUCAUCAUCAUCAUGGCGGUGCUGUGGUUAUUGCUGGCAGUGGCGUUGGCAUUGGAUCAUCAUCAGCAGCAGCAGCAGUUCUCAUGCAACAGCAGCAACAACAACAUCAUCAACAGCAGCAGCAACAUUAUCAUCAGCAGCAACUGCAACAGAAUGUCCACAAAAAGAACUCCAUACGGAAUGGCGGAGAUGUACUCAAACGCACGCGAGCUCAAUCAGCCUACGAACUCUCGCAAGAUCUGCUGGAGAAACAGAUCGAGUUGCUGGAGCGCAAGUACGGCGGAGUGCGAGCCCGUAACGCAGCGGUUACCAUACAAAGAGCAUUUCGUCAUUAUAUGAUGGUUAAGAAAUUUGCAUCCAUUACGGCCAUGGCUAAAGCGGAGAAGCGUCUAAGUCGUCGCAUGGUGAUAACGGCCUCGAGUAUGGGUCUGGCGGAGGAGAAUGCAUCGGCGAAUGCAUCGUUAUCAUCGGCAUAUGGCAGUGCAACAGAAUCUCAGUUGGAGCAGCAGCAGCAGCAGCAGCAACAACAACAACAACAACAACAACAACAACAACAACAGCAGCAGGCAACAGGUCAGGGACAGGGACAACAGCCACGUGUCACCAUAAUGGCUGGACCAGCUGGUGCCGCCUCACCAGGAUUAUCAAGGACACCACCAACCCGAUCGCUAUCCAUGCGAGAACGUCGCCCAUUGGAUUGCAGUCCCAUACCACGUAGUCAAUCGGGAGCCUCACCCGUAUCCAUUUCGGGAUCCACAGCUUCAGUUUCGAGCAUUGCCUCCCAUCCUCAUGUCAAUUUAUUGCAUGCGGCUGAGCCGCAUUAUUAUAAUGCACAGGCCAUGCCCACAGCAGCUGCCUAUUACACAAGCUAUCAUGGAUCACCGCAUGAUCUGAGCUAUGCCAGUUCGGCGGACACCUCACUGAAUGCCUCUUGGGUGAAUACGAGUGGCCAUUCGCCACAUACCCCAUAUUAUUCGGCCGCUCAGAUCUAUAUGCGACCCAAGGGUGGCAGCACAACGCCAACACCGAGCUGCGGCAGCAGUGGCAGCGGCAGUGGCAGUGGCAAGAAGGUGCCACCAGAGGUACCCAAACGUACCUCAUCCAUAACGGCCCAGCAGCAGAGUCAAUUGCUUCUCUUGCAACGACAGACACCGCCGCCGCCAUCCCUGCUAAGGACCAAUGGACUCUGCAAGACAGCCGAGAAUGGCAGCUUAACCUCGGUACAGAGCUCCGGUUCGGACUCAAGUGUAACCUCAGCGGAGCGAAUCAACUCAGAUCUGGGAUCGGAUCGCAGCAAUUCGCCGCACACCUGGAAACGUGGCACAGCUCUCAAUAGUUCGCAGCAGUUCUCGACACACUCAGCCGAUUCGACUGGUGGAGCUGGUGGUGGUGGCAUUGUCGUUAGCGCCGCUGGCGUUGUCGCCGGUCAGUAUGCCGCUGCUGCCCAGAUGCAGGCUGCUGUGGCAGCUGCCACAGCUGUGGGCGGUAUACCGCCGGCGGAUGAUCAUGCAAUAUCCUCGCACACCAGCGCCGCUCAGUACGAGCAGCACGAGCAGCAACAGCACGAACAGCAGCAACUUCAGGCCGCCGCUGCCGCCGCCGGGGUGGCCCAGAAUUACAAGAUGUCCGAGACCAUACGCAAACGUCAGUAUCGUGUGGGCCUCAAUCUGUUCAAUAAGAAGCCAGAGAAGGGCAUCACAUAUUUGAUUAGACGAGGCUUCCUCGAGAAUACACCCCAGGGAGUGGCAAGAUUCUUGAUCACCCGCAAGGGCUUGUCGCGUCAGAUGAUUGGCGAGUACUUGGGCAAUCUGCAGAAUCAAUUCAACAUGGCUGUCCUUAGUUGUUUUGCCAUGGAAUUGGACUUGUCUGGCCGACAAGUGGAUGUGGCUUUGCGCAAGUUUCAGGCUUAUUUCCGUAUGCCAGGAGAGGCUCAGAAAAUUGAACGACUUAUGGAGAUAUUCUCGCAACGUUAUUGCGAGUGCAAUGCAGAUAUUGUUGGUCGUUUGAGAUCAUCCGAUACGAUCUUUGUGCUGGCUUUUGCCAUCAUUAUGCUGAACACGGAUCUGCAUACGCCCAAUCUGAAGCCAGAGCGACGCAUGCGCGUUGAGGACUUUAUAAAGAAUUUGCGGGGAAUUGACGAUUGUCAUGACAUUGAUAAGGAUAUGCUGUCUGGCAUCUAUGAGCGUGUCAAAUCCGAUGAAUUCAAGCCGGGCAGUGAUCAUGUCACACAGGUGAUGAAGGUCCAGGCCACCAUUGUGGGUAAAAAACCAAAUUUGGCCUUGCCGCAUCGUCGUUUGGUCUGCUAUUGUCGCCUCUAUGAAAUACCCGAUGUCAAUAAGAAGGAACGCCCUGGCGUCCAUCAGCGCGAGGUGUUUCUAUUCAAUGAUCUAUUGGUUAUCACCAAAAUCUUUAGCAAAAAGAAAACCUCUGUGACGUACACCUUCCGUAAUAGUUUCCCACUAUGUGGCACUAUAGUAACUCUACUGGAUAUGCCCAAUUACCCGUUUUGUAUUCAAUUGUCACAAAAGGUCGAUGGCAAAAUUCUAAUCACUUUCAAUGCCCGCAACGAGCAUGAUCGCUGUAAGUUUGCCGAGGAUCUAAAGGAGUCCAUAAGCGAAAUGGACGAAAUGGAAUCCCUGCGCAUUGAGGCCGAGCUGGAGCGACAGAAAUCGGCACGUAAUCGUGCCACCGGCAAUGCCGAAAAUCGUGACAGCGGUGUGGCCGAUGUUGAAGUGUGUCCUUGUCCCUAUCCACCGGGAUCUCAAGCUGCCGGUGAGCAGGCCGCCAAUUCGGCCGAUUCCACACAGCAGCUGAAACGCAGUGCGCUAAGCAACAGUUUGUUGGACAUGCAUGAGCAAUUUGGCAACGAGAAGCCACAGCGACGUGGCAGUGUCGGAUCCUUGGACAGUGGCAUGAGCAUCUCUUUUCAAUCCACAACAACCUCAAGUGCAUCGCGUGAAAAUGCCGCGGCCAUAGCAGCUGCAGCGAAUGCCGCAGCGGCCGCAAAAAUUCGUUACAAUAUGCCCCAAUCGGCGGGCAUUGCCGGGCCAAGUAAUGUGUAUGCAGCGCCCGGAAUGCAGGCAUAUACCCAUGCAAAUUUUGUGCAACAAUCGCAGGCGACAUAUAUGUUGCAGCAACAGCAAAUGCUUCAACAGCAGGCCCAAAUGCAGGCGCAGGCGCAAGCACAAGCCCAGGCCCAAGCCCAGGCUCAGGCUCAAGCUCAGGCUCAGGCUGGAGCUGUGGUCACAGGACGCAUACCAGGACGCGAGAGGAAGGCAUCACGCUCCGAUGAUAACUCACGUUCGACGGAAGUCUAAGUCUACGGGCAGAGAGCAGCACAGUCUCAACUUUUGUACAUUUCAGUUCUUCAGCAAAGCGAUAAAUUACUAAAUCUAUAUAUAUAUAUAUUUAUGUAUAUAUAUAUAUUUACUCAUUUAUAUAGAACAUGAAGAGAUAUAUCAGUAUCAAUACGAAUCGAAACGAACCGAACGCCAUUUUUUCAAAACAUCUAAUACCCAGCAGCAGCUUAUCUAGUAAAUUCUUAAAUGUUCCUUCGUUCUCUGCUAAUAUUAAUGUAAAUAAAACUCAGCAUUAAAUAAUGUUCUUUUUUUUUACACCCACCACUUACCCCUACCCCACAACUAUUUAAACACUUAAGUAAGUUUUCAAAACUAAUUGUACAUAUAUCAAGCAUAAACAUAUAAAUAUACAUACACAUAUAUAUACCCGCUACGAUCUAUGAUAACCACUAUAUACAUAUAUAUGUAUUCAAUAUACUAAUUGAACUUAAUUAUUAACUUGCUCCAAAAACUUUCAACACCAAUUUACAAAAGGCAUCUUCGAUUUUUCCGCCUAGUUUCUUUUUUUUUUUUUUAUUAUCUAAUACUAAAACUUUAAGCGAUUUCUGAGAAUCUAGUUCUCAAAGCACUAACACGCACUUUCAUCAAAGAGGCGUGCGCAUCGUGUACAUUAUAAAUAUAUAUUUUUUA
Drosophila willistoni is the source of this 4916-nucleotide messenger RNA. It is a transcript of the gene siz, whose product is annotated as IQ motif and SEC7 domain-containing protein 3. Gene Ontology annotation, molecular function: protein binding; guanyl-nucleotide exchange factor activity. Gene Ontology annotation, biological process: regulation of ARF protein signal transduction; actin cytoskeleton organization. The transcript has 6 exons. The coding region runs from base 237 to 4244 and encodes 1335 amino acids. The record is from RefSeq and is a predicted model, not a curated record. Lineage: Eukaryota; Metazoa; Arthropoda; Insecta; Diptera; Drosophilidae.